This is a messenger RNA of Sporisorium graminicola, 882 nucleotides long. RefSeq lists its product as uncharacterized. Gene Ontology annotation, molecular function: acetate transmembrane transporter activity. NCBI's taxonomy places the organism in Eukaryota, Fungi, Basidiomycota, Ustilaginomycetes, Ustilaginales, Ustilaginaceae. Gene Ontology annotation, cellular component: plasma membrane. The record is from RefSeq and is a predicted model, not a curated record. Bases 1 to 882 code for a protein of 293 amino acids. The transcript is spliced from 2 exons.
AUGUCUGCAGUAGGUCAUCAGAUGACGGCGGCUGCCACCAACGAGACCGCCACCAACGGCGCCGCAUACGAUGCCCACACUGCCACCAACGCCAACGCCAACGCCAACGGCAACGGCCACGGCCACCACAGCUUUGACAAUGAAAAGGCUCAUCAAGCUCCCAACUACACCGGAGGCAGUGCUGGCGGCAACCACCUCAGCCGCACCUUGACUCCUGGUGGACACUUUGCCGAUGACGAUCUCAUCGCCAUUGCCAACACGCACAGGAGGAUCGCCAAUCCUCUUCCUCUUGGUGUGUUCGGAUUCUCGACGACGACGCUGCUUCUUUCACUGUACAACAUCAACAUCCGCGGGAUUGAGAUCCCCAACGCCGUCAUCGGAUUCGCGCUCGCGUACGGCGGCCUCGCGCAGUUCCUUGCGGGUCUCUGGGAGUUCGCAUGCGGCAACACGUUCGGUGCUACGGUCUUCACGUCGUUCGGCAUGUUCUGGUGGGGCUACUCGGUCAUCCUCAUCCCCUUCUUCGGCUUCAUGGGCAGCUACGACGGCCAGCCGGGCAUCUACUCUGCCAAAGGCAUGUUUGCCGCUGAAGCAGAAAGCGCUAUCGGUCUGUACCUCUGGAUCUGGUUUGGUAUCACCACCGUCUACCUCAUCGCCUCGACGCGCGGAUCCAUGUCGCUGUUCGUGCUCAUCUUCUUCCUCUGGAUCACUUUCAUCUGCUUGGGUGCCAAUGCAUACACGGGCAACGCUCACUUGAAGACCGCAGGAGGUGCUUUCGGUAUCGCUACCGCCUUUGCCGGCUACUACCUUGGUCUUGCCAGCUUCCUGACCCCGUACAACUCGUUCUUCACCUUGCCCGUCAUUCCGCUCAGCAAGAAGGAGUAG